UAAAAAAAUGGAUAGUAAAAAUGAAUCUGUCGUUACCACAUGUGACUUUAUAACAGAAGAAGUGAUAAAAAAAGUUAUCGUAAACAGUGUUAAAGAAGAUGUAAUUUUAAAAAAUUACGUAGUAUUCAAUGCCAGUGAUAAAAUGCUAGGAUUUUUAGCAGAUUAUUGGAAAAUGCAAGUCCAAGUUAUUACAAGUGAUAACAAAAUUAAAUUGCUCUCCUUUUUUAUAAAAGCAGUGUCUAAAACAAAUUCUGCAAAAGCGGAUAUGGUCAAUGAAAUGAAGCUGUUUGAAAAGGAAACUAAUUUUUACACAGUAAUUAAGAGCAAAUUAAACACGUCUGAUAUAAGCGCUUGGAGUCCAAAUCUAAUUUUAUCAUUGAAUGACGCAAUGAUUUUUGAGGAUUUAAAUAGUCUUCAAUACAAAACGCUAAACAAAUUUAAAACAUUUGACAGAAAACACACCUUGCUCGCUUUGGAAGCAUUAGCAAGAUUUCAUGCAGCUUCAAUAAUUUACGAAGAGAAAAGAUGUCAACUCCUAGGAAAACCGUAUUGCAUAAACGAUGAUCACGAGAACUACCUCAACAAAGGUGGUUAUCAAGAAUCAGAUCCGUGGUUCACACAAUGUAUGGUUGGAGCAUUAGAAGCUGUAAAAUAUUUUUCGAAAUAUACUAAUGAUAAAAAAGUUCUCAAUUUAAUAGAACAGCGUUGGAAUGAUGUUUGGAAAACAGCAAUCCGGCUUGCUGAUCACUCAUCGACGUAUAGAAAUGUAAUUUGCCAUCGCGAUCUGUGGAACAAUAAUAUUUUAUUUAGAUACAAAAAGGAAGGCGCGAAAUUGGUACCAGAUGAUUGUGUUCUUGUCGAUUUCCAGGCAGUUAGGUAUCAACCGCCAGCUGGUGAUGUAAUGUUGCUCCUUUAUUGUAAUUUGGAAUCUAAUUUCCGAGAUGAGAAUAUGAAAACAUUCUUAAGUCAUUAUUACAAUAUAAUGAAGAAUAUUUUAGGUAGUAAUGGAAUACCAAUUCAAGAUAUAUUAUCGUUUGAUAAUUUUUUAAAAUCUUGUGAUGAACAGAAAUUGUGGGCCCUUGUGGUAAGUGCAUGUCUCGUACCACAGUUCUGGAUUGACGAUGAACUCAAUACGAAUAUUUUCUGCAACACUACCAACUUUAAAGAAAUAAUGACAAAAGAUAAGGCGUCGUUUAUCAAAAGCAUGAUAAUAAAUAAUAGUGAUUACAAAAACAAAGUCUUAAAUAUAUUAGAAGAAAUUAUAAAUAAAUAUUGUCUUUAAAAUGCUGCAUAAGAAUAAACAUAUUGGUUUUAC
Molecule: messenger RNA, 1315 nt
Organism: Vanessa atalanta (red admiral)
Lineage: Eukaryota; Metazoa; Arthropoda; Insecta; Lepidoptera; Nymphalidae
Exons: 2
Coding region: 8-1282 (424 amino acids)
Source: RefSeq, a predicted model, not a curated record